Molecule: messenger RNA, 1599 nt
Organism: Selaginella moellendorffii
Lineage: Eukaryota; Viridiplantae; Streptophyta; Lycopodiopsida; Selaginellales; Selaginellaceae
Product: calcium-dependent protein kinase 2
Exons: 10
Coding region: 47-1591 (514 amino acids)
Biological process (GO): intracellular signal transduction; protein autophosphorylation; peptidyl-serine phosphorylation
Cellular component (GO): nucleus; cytoplasm
Molecular function (GO): ATP binding; calcium-dependent protein serine/threonine kinase activity; calcium/calmodulin-dependent protein kinase activity
Source: RefSeq, a predicted model, not a curated record
CUGAGCUGCCGCGAGCCCGGCCAGGAACUUCUGGAAUCUAGGCGCAAUGGCAGCGUUGCCGGAGAGAUCCAAAGAAUGCCGCAGCAGCACAUCGCCUGCCAUCGUGUCACCAAAAAAGAAACCUGUGAUGAUCGAAAACACCAACUCCUGGUCCUGGUACGUCCUGGGCCUGCCGCUCAAGGACGUCCGAUCGGCCUACGCGCUGGGCAAGGAGCUCGGGCGCGGCCAAUUCGGCAUCACGUACGCCUGCACGGACAAGAUCACGGGCGAGAAGCUGGCCUGCAAGACGAUCUCCAAGCGCAGCCUGCGCAAUCGCACCGACAUGGAGGACGUCCAGCGCGAGAUGCAGAUCAUGCAGCGCCUGGCCGGGCACGCCAACAUCGUGGAGCUCAAGGCCGUGUACGAGGACAAGCAGAGCGUCCAUCUGGUGAUGGAGCUGUGCGCCGGGGGCGAGCUCUUCGAUCGGAUCGUGUCGCGUGGGCACUACACGGAGAAGGCGGCGGCGGCGGUGUUUAGGACGAUCGUCAGGAUCGUCCAGCAUUGUCACGCCACCGGAGUGAUCCACCGCGAUUUGAAGCCCGAGAAUUUCUUGCUGGCCAGCCCCGCCGAGGACGCGCCGCUCAAGGCCACGGACUUUGGAUUGUCAGUGUUCUACAAGCCGGGACAAAUAUUUACCGAAACAGUGGGCAGUGCUUACUACGUAGCCCCGGAGGUUUUGAAGAAACGAUACGGUCCAGAGGCGGAUAUAUGGAGUGCCGGGAUCAUACUUUACAUUCUUCUUUGCGGCUUGCCACCUUUCUGGGCAGAGACGGAGAAAGGGAUCUUCGACUCGGUGUUGCGCGGGGAGUUGGAUUUCAGCGAUGAUCCAUGGCCGAAGAUCUCCUCCUCGGCCAAGGAGCUCAUCCGCCGGAUGCUCAACCAGAACCCGAGCGAGAGGCUGGCGAUCCCGGAGAUUCUUGAUCAUCCCUGGGUAAGGCCGGAUGGUGAGGCGUCGGAUCAACCCCUGGAUCAGUCUGUUCUUGCGAGAAUGAAAGGCUUCACGGCCAUGAACAAGAUGAAGAAGAUAGCUCUCAAGAUCAUUGCCGAGAGCCUGUCCGAGAAAGAGAUCAAGGGUCUCAAAGAACUCUUCAAGAAAAUGGACGUGGACAAGAGCGGCACCAUCACCUUCGAAGAACUCAAGUCGGGCUUGGCGAAGCAAGGCUACGAUAUGGCCGAGUCGGAGGUCCGAGCGAUCAUGGAGAGUGCCGAUGUCGAUGGAAACGGGACGAUCGAUUAUCUCGAGUUUAUCUCGGCGACAAUGCACAUGAACAAGAUGGAUCGGGAGAAUAACUUGCUCGCGGCCUUCAAGCAAUUCGACACGGACAAUAGCGGCUUUAUCAGUGUUGAGGAGCUCGAGCAAGCUCUGUACAGGUAUGGAAUGGUGGACGAGGGGAUGAUCAAGGAUAUAAUCAAGGAAGUGGACGUGAACAAGGACGGGAGGAUAGAUUACAACGAGUUUGCUACGAUGAUGCUGCGAGCGGGAUCGAGUGCUGAAGAGGACGGGAUCAAGCGCUUGGAAGCACCCGUUGGAAAACCAAAGCCGCGAGCAUAGAAGUUUUU